CCCGUCUCCAGGCAACAAAACACAACAAGAUGGUGGAAAGAUUCAGCCCUACGUCUUUCUUCCACCUUAUCUGGGCCUCAUCUUCGAAUUGGCCAAUAAAAACUCUGCCAACGCGUGUCGGAUUUCGAUGUCGUGCCCAGCCUGCCUCAGCCCCUGUUACACCCCACAUGGAAGAGAGCCUUACUUGAACGCGACCAGGGGUUGGCUUCAUGAAUACUGGAAUGGGCUUGCUUCGAAGUUCGAUCAGCCAUUUGCUGUGGCUUGGUGUUUUGCUUACAAUGUCAAGCCGUCUUAUUUCUCAGUAUGCCUUCAUUAUCUUCUCAUAUAAGGGACCAAGUGGUCCCGAUCUCUUAUUCGGAUCAUCAAUCAAUUGUUUUGUUGAUAUCACGGAGUUGUCGAGGAAGGACUUUUGAAUAGCCCUAUAUCUUCUAGACGUGGACCGACAAUAUGGCAACCAUAAUUUACAAAAAGUUUAUCAAGAAGAGUCCUAGUCAACCCGAGCCUUGCGAACACCAGCGUCCUGUCGGCAACAUCGAGGACGGUUUCACGAACACCAAUGCUUUGCCCGACAAUCAGGACAUUCCUCUCAACGAAACGAAGGCCAACAAAGAAGCAGUACACGGUAGUGAUGUACUCGAUGGCACAAAAUGCGCCAUCUGCAAAGACGAGCAGCGAGCAAUGAGGAAGUACCGUCUCAAGUUGAUGGUUGGUCUUUUUCUGCCUUUCAUGGUUCAGUCAUUGGACGCCACCAUAAUAGCAUCUGCGUUGCCGUUCAUAGCUUCUGACUUCCACCAACUGUCUCAAUUGAACUGGAUCGUCUCGGCAUUCAACCUCACCUCUGCUACAUUCGUCCCAUUCUGGGGCCAAUUCUCAGACGUCUUCGGACGGUACGCCGCCAUCCAAUUCGCCCUCUGCAGCAUGAUUUUAGGAAGUGUCCUCUGCUCCGCAGCUCCCACAACAGCAUUCCCCAUGCUUCUCGUUGGACGAGCAUUCCAAGGCAUCGGCUGUGCUGGGCUACUCAUCAACUCGAAGAUUAUCCUCGCAGACAAAGUCUCCCUGAAAGAGAACGCCAAGAACAACACCGUCUUCACAAUCGUCGGAGGAGUAGGAUAUGGAAUCGGUCCUGUGUUGGGAGGUUACCUCACAGAUGCAAACUGGAGAUGGUGCUUCAUAAUCAACAUCCCAAUCGGCGUCGUCGGCCUAGUCCUCGCUCACUUCGUCCUCCGUCCCGAACUCCUCGGACCUCAGAAAAUCACCCGCACAGACGGCACCGAAGACCCCUCACUCAGCCAAAGCUUCACAGCUCGCCUCAUGACCAUCGAUUUCGGCGGCCAGUUCCUCUUCCUCUUCGGCAUGGGACUGCUCGUCCUCGCCCUGACAUGGGCAGGCGCCUACUACCCCUGGAAAUCCGCCAACGUCCUCGCCCCUCUAAUCAUAGGCGCUAUCCUCAUGAUCUGCUUCCUAAUUUGGGAACACUACAUGCUCCCCGGCCGCUUCCUCUCUCUACGAGCCCCAACCCGCAAAGCCAUGAUCCCCAUCGAACUCCUCUUCACCCGCAACGCUGGUCUACUCAUCUACAUCAACCUAAUCACCGGCAUGGCCAUGUACGCCGUCUUCUACUUCGUCGACCUCUACUUCGCCCUGGUGCAAAACUACGGUCCCGGCAAAUCGGGCACGAAUCUCCUUUACUACCUCCCUGGUUUAGCAGGCGGGGCUUACAUCGCCAUGUUCGCAUGCAAUAAAUGGCCCUUACAAACCUUCUUCCCUCUCCUCGUAGGAACCAUCAUCGAGCCGCUCGGAAUCACGAUCCUUGCCAUUGCUAUCAAUACCGGACAUUUACCCUUGAUAUAUGGCAUGUUAGCGCUGACUGGUGUCGGGACCGGGAUUCGCUUCAUGCCCGGUACUUUGCAUGGCGUUGGCUACUUCCCGAAGAAGAUCGCGAGUAUUGUGUCGUUGAUGUCAUUGUCUGUUUCUCUCGGCGGAACACUCGCUACGACCAUCAUGCUGAAUAUCUUUAACAACGAGUUGAGGAAAGGAGGGAUUAGUCUGAAUAGCGCGGGAUCUAGCAGUUUUGAUGCCAUUGAAGUCUUGCCGGCUUCUCAACAGGCAUAUCUGAGACAGAAGGCGUUGAGAGGCAUUGUUGUGGCUUUCUUUGCUAUUACAGCGUUCAUGUGGUUAGGUGUCAUUGCUGCGCUGGGGUUGGGUAAUGUGAGGAUUGGGAAGAAUGGGAGGAAGGAUGAGGUACUUGCUAGUGGGAGUUUCGUCGGGAGCUUGUUGUGGAGAAGGAGAGGGAAGGAAUUUGAACAGAGUGCGUCAUGAUUUCUAGGACCUAGAUGGUAUUGUGGCUGACAUGUAGAAUUUGGAGUUCAUUGAGGGUAGUGUAUGGUGUCUAUCUUGAUAUCCAAGUAAUCAG
Molecule: messenger RNA, 2413 nt
Organism: Mollisia scopiformis
Lineage: Eukaryota; Fungi; Ascomycota; Leotiomycetes; Helotiales; Mollisiaceae
Product: MFS general substrate transporter
Exons: 2
Coding region: 448-2319 (623 amino acids)
Biological process (GO): transmembrane transport; basic amino acid transport
Cellular component (GO): fungal-type vacuole membrane
Molecular function (GO): basic amino acid transmembrane transporter activity
Source: RefSeq, a predicted model, not a curated record